Molecule: messenger RNA, 3140 nt
Organism: Stegastes partitus (bicolor damselfish)
Lineage: Eukaryota; Metazoa; Chordata; Actinopteri; Pomacentridae
Gene: gata3
Product: GATA binding protein 3
Exons: 6
Coding region: 466-1797 (443 amino acids)
Biological process (GO): regulation of epithelial cell differentiation; negative regulation of transcription by RNA polymerase II; embryonic organ development
Cellular component (GO): nucleus
Molecular function (GO): DNA-binding transcription factor activity, RNA polymerase II-specific; zinc ion binding; RNA polymerase II cis-regulatory region sequence-specific DNA binding
Source: RefSeq, a predicted model, not a curated record
GAAAGAGAGAGAGAGAGGAGCGGAGUUAAUGGAGAGGGCUACAACUGCGCACAAACACAGAUUUGAUCAGUGAGUUUAACUUGCUGGUGCUGGUCAGUGCGCAGUGAAGCCACCCGCUGCAAACAAGCCCCUGCGCCCGCACCGACCUGCACUACUUGUUGAGUCGGGCUGCAACGUUUUGUUUUCUGAGAGAGAGGAAGAAGUUCAGGAACUCUGCGUGGGACUGGAUUCCAUUUUGGACGUAUUUAUAUAGACAACACCUUUGUUGCAUUUUGUAAUGUGGGGUGAUCGGAAGCAAGCGCGGAACCUGUGGAUUUAACGAAAAAGAAAACGGAUUUGGGACUGAUUAUUUCUUCUCUUUUGACUUGUACCGGUUUGCUUCGGCGUACAUGAACAUUUGCUAAAAAACAAAAACUAGAAAGAGAGACAGACAGAGAGAGAGAGAGAGAAAAUAAAAGGCAAGCGAUGGAAGUAAGUGCGGAUCAGCCACGAUGGAUGAGCCAUCAUCCCGCGGUGUUGAACGAGCAGCAUCCCGGCUCACAUCACCCGGGCCUCGGUCACUCGUACAUGGACCCUUCGCAGUAUCCCCUCGCUGAAGAUGUGGAUGUACUCUUUAAUAUCGAUGGACAGGGGAACCACGUCUCUCCAUACUAUGGAAACUCAGUCCGAGCCGUCCAGAGGUACCCUCCUCCUCCACACAGUAGCCAGGUGUGCCGUCCCUCAUUACUGCCCAGCUCUCUGCCCUGGCUGGAGGGGAGCAAAGGAAUCGCCCCGCACCACAGCACUUCUCCCUGGAACCUGAGCCCUUUCCCCAAGAACCCCCUGCACCACGGCUCCCCGGCCAGCCUGUCCGUCUACCCCCCGGCCUCCUCCUCCUCCCUGUCCACCGGUCACUCCAGUCCGCACCUCUUCACGUUUCCCCCGACCCCUCCGAAAGACGUAUCCCCGGACCCGGGCAUAUCCACCCCGGGCUCCAGCAGCUCCGGGCGGCAGGAGGAUAAAGAGUGCAUAAAGUACCAGGUGACCCUGGCCGAGAGUAUGAAACUGGAGUCAGCUCACAGCCGGAGCGUGGCAUCAAUCGGAGCAGGGUCAUCCUCUGCCCACCACCCCAUCGCCACAUACCCACACUAUGUCCCCGAAUACGGCCCAGGCCUCUUCCCACCAAGUAGCCUGAUAGGUGGGUCAUCUUCUAGUUAUGGUUCCAAAACAAGACCAAAAACAAGGUCCUGUUCAGAGGGUAGAGAGUGUGUGAACUGCGGGGCCACGUCGACUCCGCUGUGGAGGCGGGACGGUACGGGUCACUAUCUGUGUAACGCCUGCGGACUCUAUCACAAGAUGAACGGGCAGAAUCGCCCUCUCAUCAAGCCCAAGCGGCGGCUGUCCGCGGCCAGGCGGGCAGGGACGUCGUGCGCGAACUGUCAGACGACAACGACGACGCUGUGGCGGAGAAACGCCAACGGGGACCCGGUGUGCAACGCCUGCGGCCUGUACUUUAAACUGCACAAUAUCAACCGACCUCUGACCAUGAAGAAGGAAGGCAUCCAGACCAGGAACCGGAAGAUGUCCAGCAAGUCCAAGAAGAGCAAAAAGGCCCAAGACAACAUGGAAGACUUCUCCAAGAGCCUGAUGGACAAGAGCAGCUCGUUCAGCCCGGCCGCCCUGUCCCGCCACAUGUCCUCCUUCCCGCCCUUCUCGCACUCAGGCCACAUGCUGACCACCCCCACACCCAUGCACCCUUCUUCCAGCCUCCCCUUCGCCCCCCACCACCCCUCCAGUAUGGUGACGGCCAUGGGCUAGAGCUCCACCGCCUCGAAGCGCUCCUGAACCCUCGGCCUCGCCACCACCACGCCCUUCGGUACCUCUACUGACCUGCUUCCAUAUCCUAAAAAGACUAAAUAAACUGCUUCUCGGUUCCGAUCUAAGCUCCCCUGUCUCGAGCGAAUACGACAGGCUCCUUUUUUUUGUUUUUUUUUUUCCUUUCCCCCCCCUCGGUUGCAUCUUAUUUUUAUAAAAUCCGAGCGUACCUCUGCGAUGUGAAUGCUUUGCAGACUUGACUGUGGCGCACUGACCUCCAGGGGGAAGAUUUUUGUUGCGGGUUUUCUCCCCAAGCCGCCACCGUCGCCGCUGCCGCCACCACACUGAGGCUGAUCCACAACGAUAAAGGAGCUCCAUUUGUGUACAAAAAGCCAUUUUUUUUCCACACACAACAUCACAGAAAACUUUUCUGACGCCCUCUCCCUUAAUUUCCCGCCUCUCUUCACCUUGCACCUGUGUAACAGGAAACCCCCAGCUCCCCUUCUUCUUCUUCUUCUUCUUCUUCUUCUUCUUCUUCUUCUUCUUCUUCUUCUUCUUCUUCUUCUUCUUCUGCUGAGGGGAGACAGACGCUGAAUAUAUUUGUACAAAUUGUAUGAAAUACAGUACAUUUAAUGAAGACUUUUUAAUUAAGUAAGAAAAAAAAAAAGAGGAAACAUGCCCCUGGGCAGCUAACGACAAGAAGGGUACGAGUCGCAGCAGGUGGAGAGACUUGCCGCCGGAGGAGUGAGGAGAGGAGAGGACGCCUCCGAGUCCCGGAGGGGGAGGAAAAAAAAAAAAAAGAAAAGGGAGGAGGAGGAGGUGAGGGAGGGAAAAGACUUUAGAGAAAGGGCAGGCCUCGGUUUUCGCCUGCAUGAAUUGUGUUGCAUUAAGUUUGCAGAGAGUCGGCGGCUCCGGCUGCAGGCGUCUCUCUUCUUCUUCUUUUUUUUUUUUUUUUUAAUUUUAUUUUUUUUUUCCAUUUUGGAUGUGCUAUAGGUCUCGGGCAAUUGGUUUGUGUUGAAGCGCGCACGUACACACACAUGCACACAUGCACACACACACACACACACACACACACACACCUGAAAGACUUUCUUCCUGCCCACAGAUUAUAUGCAUUGUGAAAAAAGUUCCUGUAUUUGUUAUUUGUAUGUAUAAAAUCAGAGUACCAAAAAUACGAAAGAAACAAAGAUGUAGAAUUAUUUCUUUAUGUUAUGCAGACUGAAUGGUUGUAAAAAUUUAAUAAUAAUCACUAGUGUAAAAUAUGACUGCUUUUUUUGUUUCGUAAAAUUUUUUUUUUUUCCCCUCUUUGAAAAUAAUAAACUAGUUUAAUCUCUGUUGACAUGUUA